Molecule: messenger RNA, 624 nt
Organism: Hordeum vulgare subsp. vulgare (domesticated barley)
Lineage: Eukaryota; Viridiplantae; Streptophyta; Magnoliopsida; Poales; Poaceae
Product: GDSL esterase/lipase At5g45910-like
Exons: 4
Molecular function (GO): hydrolase activity, acting on ester bonds
Source: RefSeq, a predicted model, not a curated record
CACUUCAAUUUCAGGUACGGGGCCAACUUCGCCAUCACCUAUGCCACCGCGCUCGACACGCCCUACUUCGAGGCCAGGGGCCUCGGCACCGUCGUCUGGAACUCCGGCGCCCUCAUUGGCAUAUUUCCAACACUCAUGACCCAAAUCCAGUGGUUCCGUGACCUCAAGCCCUUCUUCUGCAACUCCACCAAGGAGGAGUGCAAGGAGUUCUACGCCAACUCGUUGUUUGUCGUCGGGGAGUUCGGUGGCAAUGACUACAACGCGCCCCUUUUUCCAGGGAAGGGCCUCACAGAGGCCUACAAGUUCAUGCCCGAUGUCAUCCAGGGCAACUCCGACGGCGUCGAGGAAUUGAUCGCCGAGGGGGCAGUGGAUCUCAUUGUGCCAGGGGUGAUGCCCACCGGGUGCUUCCCCGUCUACCUGAACAUGCUCGACAUCCCAGCCCACGAGUAUGGCGCACGGAGCGGGUGCAUCCGUCAGUACAACACCUUCUCAUGGGUGCACAACGCACACCUCAAGAAAGCGCUCGAGAAGCUCCGGCCCAAGUACCCCAAUGUGCGGAUCAUCUACGGCGACUACUACACACCGGUUCUCCAGUUCAUGCUCCAGCCUGAGAAGUUUGGUUAG